Molecule: messenger RNA, 1528 nt
Organism: Sinocyclocheilus rhinocerous
Lineage: Eukaryota; Metazoa; Chordata; Actinopteri; Cypriniformes; Cyprinidae
Gene: shisa10.4
Product: shisa family member 10, tandem duplicate 4
Exons: 5
Coding region: 47-727 (226 amino acids)
Source: RefSeq, a predicted model, not a curated record
UUCCGCCCGCCACGCCCCCUCCUCAUUGAAGGUGAAGAGCAUCGCUAUGGCUUCCAACUUCACGGUUUUUCUUCUGUCCACGGGAUUAUUCACGACUGUAGUCGGCUUUGAGAGAUGCAGCAUGUAUAAGACAGACUCUGUAGUCUGUGAUUUUUGGAGAUCUGAGUUCUGCUGUGGGACCUGUGAUGAGAGCUACUGCUGCUCGGAUCAACAAAAGAAAUUUACUAUUAAAGCACAAAGUGACUGUCUUUUCAAAGACCUCAGGAUUUCGCCUAAAUAUUCUCCUCAACGCGACGCUGUUUCUAUUGCCGUCAGUGCUUCCAUACUAGGACUUGUAGUCGUCAUCAUUUUGUUCCUCAUCUGCUGGGUCUGUCCACGCUGCUAUCUCUAUAAGAGGUUCAGAAAUCCUAGACCUGUGAUUACGACAACUACGGUCGUCACGACACAAUACCUUCCGCAGCCUUCAGCCGUCAUUCAGGGCGGUCAGUACCUUCCCUACCAGGCUUUGCCAAAUAACCCACCUUGUGGAGACCAACCAAUGUCAACUGGACCACCACCCUCAUAUCAGGAGGCUGUAGGUCCAGGGUAUCCUGUUCCCAUCCAUGAUGGUGGUCAGGCCACGUAUCCUCUACAGUCAUCGCUGCCCACAGACUACACCUCACCUCAACCAGCGUACAACCCUGCUUACACCAGUUGCAACAGUUCAGCCAUCAAGACCAGUAACUAAACCCAAACCGCUGCAUUCUGGAGGGUUACAUAUUUCGGCUCUGCUGUUGUGAAUUGUGCAGCUACUGUGGACACUAUCGUACAAUGGUGUUGAGAAUACUAUUGUUGUUGUCCAUUAAUAUUGCCGCAUUUAUGCUCUUGUUCACCAUUAUGUUUACACUUGUUUAAACAUUUGAAUGUUUCUUUCUCUCUAUUCUAACCAAAGAUCUAUCCAUUGUAGUUAUUUUGGGUCCUAGAUUGGUACAGAUAUUUUGAGAUUGUAAAUUUGUUAAGUUGUGAAUGUGACUAUCGAUUCAUUUCAUGCCAGUCAAACUAAACAAGAGUCAAGCUGACUAUCAGAGUUCAGAGUUGAAGAAAUUGUUAGUAUCAAGUUUACAGAAGUGGGUUUUGUCUCAGGCAUGUUCUGUCUGUUUGCAUUUAUAGAAUUGUGUAUUUAAAAUCAAUAUGCUUCACACGUUACACUGGUGGGUUUUGGUUUUGUUGAAUGUUUCUUGCAUGGGAGGGGCACUAUAGCCACUUAUCAGGAUUGUUUGAGUUACAACGGCAAGAAAAACAUGGUUUAAUUGGUCCUGCAGUCUCCGGAAAUACACCAUCAGCACGAAACGAGGUAUUGAGGGGGAUGAGCAGCGCUGUGCCUACAACAAUACGGUUCUUCUGCAGUUUUAUUUGUGGUGACGGUAGGUAAGUGUCUAAUAGUUUGUUUAAUCAAACACUAAGAAAAAUCUGUAGAUAAUGGAAAAAGGUACUGGUAAUGUGUUAUCCUGCUAAUGUGUUUUAGAUGUUUUCAAAGCUCCAAGUAUUG